Molecule: messenger RNA, 681 nt
Organism: Colletotrichum aenigma
Lineage: Eukaryota; Fungi; Ascomycota; Sordariomycetes; Glomerellales; Glomerellaceae
Gene: ard1
Product: N-terminal acetyltransferase A complex catalytic subunit ard1
Exons: 2
Coding region: 1-681 (226 amino acids)
Biological process (GO): N-terminal peptidyl-glutamic acid acetylation
Cellular component (GO): NatA complex
Molecular function (GO): protein N-terminal-serine acetyltransferase activity; protein-N-terminal-glutamate acetyltransferase activity
Source: RefSeq, a predicted model, not a curated record
AUGGAUAUCCGCCUCCUCAAGUCCUCCGACCUCCCCCUCAUACAACACGCCAACCUCGAGAACCUGCCCGAGAACUACUUCCUCAAGUACUACCUCUACCAUGCCCUCUCGUGGCCCCAGCUCAGCUAUGUCGCCGUCGACGUCUCCCGCCCCAAGCGCACACCCUACGACUACCCCAAGAUCGUCGGUUACGUGCUCGCCAAGAUGGAGGAGGAGCCCACCGACGGCGUGCCUCAUGGCCACAUCACCAGUCUCAGCGUCAUGCGCACCCACCGCCGCCUGGGUAUCGCCGAGAAGCUGAUGCGUCAAAGUCAACUGGCUAUGGUCGAGACCUUUGGCGCCCAGUACGUCUCCCUCCACGUCCGUGUCUCCAACAAGGCCGCCAUCCACCUGUACCGCGACACCCUCGGCUUCAAGACCGAAAAGACGGAGAAGUCGUACUACGCCGACGGCGAGGACGCCUACUGCAUGAAGCUCGACCUCGGCUACAUCCGCGAGCAGAUUCAGGACGAGCGCGAUCGCGAGGCGGAGGAAGGCGGUGCCGCCGAGGCCGCUGACGAGGGCGAUGCCGUUGGCGACGUCGGCCGCGACCCCAACGCCGACAAGAAGCGCAAGGUCAAGGUCGGCCGCGGCCUCGGUGUCGGAGAGCUGGUGGAGAAGAACGAGUCCGCCAAGAACUAG